UAUGCCUGACGUAGUUGUCAAAAUAAUGUAGGUUAUAUUUGUUUAUGUGGUGGGGAAUAUGGGGAUUGGACUUUGAAUUUUGAUUUGAGCAUUAAUGAUAUUUCUUUCCAUUUUAUCUUUCAAAUAAUCUAACCCAAAGUGUACAUUCUCUGUGAAAAUAUUGAUUAAGCUCACCGUAUUUUAAGCUGUAAUUCUUAAUUUUUUUCUUGGGUGAAAAUGAUAAACACUGGAAAACUUGCAGGGUUAACAGUUUUCAUAACCGGAGCGAGUCGAGGUAUAGGAAAGGCAAUAGCUUUGAAAGUAGCAAAAGAUGGUGCUAAUGUUGUUGUCGCUGCUAAAACUGCAGAGCCCCACCCUAAACUACCUGGAACCAUAUACACAGCAUGUGAAGAGAUUGAGAAAGCAGGUGGCAAAGGACUACCGUGUGUAGUAGAUGUGAGGGAUGAACAAGCUGUGAAAAAGGCUGUAGAGGAAGCUGUACAAAAGUUCGGAGGUGAUUCAUAA
Leptinotarsa decemlineata (Colorado potato beetle) is the source of this 504-nucleotide messenger RNA. It is a transcript of the gene Hsdl2, whose product is annotated as Hydroxysteroid dehydrogenase like 2. The record is from RefSeq and is a predicted model, not a curated record. Gene Ontology annotation, cellular component: mitochondrion. NCBI's taxonomy places the organism in Eukaryota, Metazoa, Arthropoda, Insecta, Coleoptera, Chrysomelidae.